Molecule: messenger RNA, 1074 nt
Organism: Komagataella phaffii GS115
Lineage: Eukaryota; Fungi; Ascomycota; Pichiomycetes; Pichiales; Pichiaceae
Product: NADPH-dependent medium chain alcohol dehydrogenase with broad substrate specificity
Exons: 1
Coding region: 1-1074 (357 amino acids)
Biological process (GO): alcohol metabolic process
Molecular function (GO): zinc ion binding; alcohol dehydrogenase (NADP+) activity
Source: RefSeq, a predicted model, not a curated record
AUGGCUUACCCAGACACUUUUGAAGGAUUUGCAGUUCACGACCCAAGUAAGUGGUCCGAAGUAAAGAAAAUUCAAUUUACUCCUAGACCUUUCCAGGAAGAUGAUGUUGACAUCAAGAUCGAAGCAUGUGGUAUAUGCUCCAGUGAUAUUCACACCAUUUCCGGAGGGUGGGGUCAGCCAAAGCUUCCCUCCAUUGUUGGUCAUGAGAUUGUUGGAACUGUAGUUAGAGUUGGUUCAAAGGUCGACAAUAUCAAGGUUGGAGACACUGUCGGUAUGGGAGCAAUGUGUUGGGCUGAUUUGACGUGUGAUGUCUGCAAGUCCAAAAACGAAAACUACUGUCCUAACUGGAUUGAUACAUAUGAUGACGCUUAUCCCGAUGGGUCAAGAACCUAUGGUGGUUACUCCAACUAUGCUCGUUGCAACAAAGAGUUUGCAUUCAAGAUUCCAAAAGGAUUAUCCGUAGAAGGAGUUGCUCCAAUGUUGUGCGCUGGUAUCACCACUUAUUCUCCUUUAAAGAGAAACAAUAUUGGACCAGGCAAGAAGGUGGGUGUUGUUGGUAUCGGUGGUUUGGGGCAUUUUGCUCUUCAAUUCGCCAAGGCUCUUGGAGCUGAAGUCUACGCAAUUUCCAGGAAUGACAAGAAGAAAGCAGACGCUCUUAAAUUGGGAGCUGAUUACUUCAUUGAAACUGAGAAGGAAGGUUGGAACUUACCAUACAAGUAUAAGUUCGACUUAAUCAUUAGUACAGCCAAUUCCAGCCAGAACUUUGACCUUGAUGCCUAUGUAUCCACACUUAAUAUUGGGGCAAAGUUUGUAUCUGUCGGACUUCCAGAGGACAAGAUGGAAAUGAAUGCUGGAUCUUUCAUCAAGAACGGCUGCUAUUUCGGUUCUUCUCAUUUGGGUAACCGUGAAGAAAUGAAAGAGAUGCUUGAGUUAGCUGCUGAAAAGGGUAUUGAAGCUUGGUAUGAGCCAAUUUCAAUCUCUCAGGAGGGUAUUAAAAACGGACUGGAGAAGUUGCACCGCAACGAUGUCAAAUACCGUUUCACCCUUACUAAUUACGGAAAACAGUUUGAAUAG